AAAAACUUGGAUAUAUUUUAUCCUUUCUCCUUCCACAUACAAAGGACCACCUUGCUCGUCGCCAUCCACGAAUCCUUGCGGCCAACCACUCUGCCCACCGGCAACGGUCGUUUUGCUCGCCGCUAACCAAUCGCCGCCGCUAAAAACCAGCCAUCCAGAACCGGCCUUCUCCGUCCGUCCAGAGUCAUCCCUCUCUUCCUCUCAUCGCUGCUUACCGCCAUCCCCUCUCUCUGUCUCAGCGCUGAUCGCCGCCAUCUGUAUCUGCAUCAAACCGGCAGAGUGUGUUGAAACGCCCAAACAAGGGAGAUGCAAACGCAACAGAGAAGAUGAGGUCUGAAGCAAAGCUUGAAGCUGAGUUUGAAGAUAACACACUAACUGCUUUAACUGAAAAUAUUCCAUGGGGUGGGGUCACCUUCGAAGUCACGGCUCAGAUUCGGGUAACAACGCCGAUGCAGGUCCGAGCACCAGUAUGUCGGUACCACGGCAGUUUCCUCCGGCUGCUCAACCGGAAAUGAUGCGAGCAGCUGAAAAAGACGAUCAAUACACCUCUUUCGUUUACGAAGCUUGUCGCGACGCCUUCCGCCACCUCUUCGGUACUAGAGUUGCAGUGGCUUAUCAAGACGAGACGAAACUUUUAGGGCAAAUGCUUUACUAUGUUCUCACAACCGGCUCUGGACAACAAACACUUGGUGAAGAAUACUGUGAUAUCACUCAGGUUGCAGGAACUUAUGGGCUUCCUCCUACACCAGCCAGGCGUGCUUUGUUCAUUGUAUACCAGUCAGCGAUUCCAUACAUUGCAGAACGAAUUAGUUCUAGAAUUGCUUCCCGGGGAAUUAUCCUUGCUGACUAUGAGUCUGCUGAGAGUUAUUAUGGUGAAAAUGCCCGUGGGAGUAGUAGUUCUCGGGUUUAUGCCACGAGUGAACUUUCUACUUCGUCUACCUCGGGGCAGUCUACUUCAACUCUGACGAGGUUGAAGGAGAAACUCGGUGGAUUUUGGUUGCAUAUGGUUCAGAGAUGGCCUACGGUACAUUACUCCUGCUGGUGUUUCUCAUUCAACACUGUUCAAGAAGUUACUACAUUCUCCUUUAUGCUCCCUUUUGUUCGUGAGUUAUUGCAGUUGCUUCUGCGUGCUAACCUCAUGUUAUUUUACUUUGAAGGUCUCUAUUAUCAUAUAUCCAAACGUGCUGCAGGCAUUCGUUAUGUGUUCAUUGGAAAAGCGUCAAAUCAAAGACCCAGAUAUCAAAUACUGGGAGUAUUUCUCUUGAUUCAACUUUGUGUAAUAGCUGCUGAAGCGCUGCGUCGAAGAAAUUUUACAUCAAUUGCUGGUUCAGUUCAUCAGGCAUCCUUUGCAACCGACCAUACAUCAGCAGGACAUGGUUUCCCUGUUCUAAAUGAAGAAGGUAAUUUGGCAUAUCCAGAAGCUGAUAACGGAAGUUGGGUCUCUGGAUCUUCAUCUUCUGAGCAUCAUGCAUCUAGUGGGGUUAGCAAAUGCACACUUUGCCUGAGUAAUCGUCAACACCCAACAGCUACUUCUUGCGGCCAUGUAUUUUGCUGGAACUGUAUCACAGAAUGGUGCAACGAAAAACCAGAGUGCCCUCUUUGCCGCACCCCUAUAACACACUCAAGUCUAGUUUGUAUUUAUCAUUCAGACUUCUAGAAUCUGUUUCUUGUGGGCUGUAGUCUUUUGUAAAUGGAAAGAAGAUUGCAGCAUGAAAGACAACAUUUUCUUGAGAUCUUGAUUCUUGAGGAUUGUAUCAUAUGAACAUUUAAACAAUUUAAUUUUAUAUUAGAAAAAUAAGAAAAUUCUCAUUUCAGCAUCCA
Trifolium pratense (red clover) is the source of this 1821-nucleotide messenger RNA. RefSeq names its product peroxisome biogenesis factor 10-like. Lineage: Eukaryota; Viridiplantae; Streptophyta; Magnoliopsida; Fabales; Fabaceae. The transcript is spliced from 12 exons. The record is from RefSeq and is a predicted model, not a curated record. Gene Ontology annotation, molecular function: zinc ion binding. Gene Ontology annotation, cellular component: peroxisomal membrane. Bases 398 to 1657 code for a protein of 419 amino acids. Gene Ontology annotation, biological process: protein import into peroxisome matrix.